AUGUACGCAAUCGCGUUAGGACUGGCCGUGAUCGGGUACUUCUUCGUAUACCCGGUCAUCUACUACUUCUACGACCCCAAGGGACUAAGGAAAUAUCCCAACUUCUAUCGCCUUUCUGGCAUCUCCGAUCUACCUUUGAUCUAUGAAUCACAUACAGGCUUCCGCUCACGGAAUCUCCUCGAAGCCCACAAAAAGCAUCCCGUCCUGCGAAUCGGACCCAACUCUCUCUCCUUCUCACAUCCCAACGCCAUCAAGGAUAUCUACGGCCACACUUCCAACUGCAUCAAAGAUCGCUUCUACUCAGAGAACGUGGGCAGCCACUACCAUCUGGCCGACGUGGUGGACAAGAAGGACCAUGCCCGAAAGCGAAAGGUACUUUCGAGCGCCUACGCUGUGAAGAACCUGGAGGAGUGGGAAUUCAAGGUGGCCGAAGUCAGCGGAAAGCUGAUCAAGGCAUUCGACAAGCGUUGCACCGAUCCGCUCCCCCCAAACCAGAACCCAAAGAAAGAAGACCUCACCGUGGACUACCGAAACUGGACGGUAUUGUGGACCGCAGCUGCGAUCGCCAACAUCGGAUUGAGUGAGGAUCUCGGCUUCCUAGACGAAGGAAGUGACACCAUCAAGUCCGAAUGCAAGGAUGGCACAAUCAAAGAAGUCUCGUUCCGUGAAUGCCACACUGCGACGCAGACAGCAGCCUUCCGACUGAUCUGGGCUUACGACUGGUUCCACACCAUCCGCCGCAUCAGCAAGGUAGUCUCAUCCAGCUAUCGACGCUGGUGGCGCCUGGACGAGGACUGGGCCGGCAUUGUAUACAACCGUGCAACCACACGAUUGAAGCGACACGAGAACGGCGAGAAAUUGGACGACUUCUUCACGGCGAUCAUGGCAGACAAGAAUGGCACCCCGCACAACUUGGAAUUUGGUGAAAUCGUUGCCGAGAUCAGUAUCAUGAUGAACGCGGGACAUGACACCACGGCCAUCGCUCUUCGUAACACCAUGUUCUUCCUGCUGAAGGACCCCAGGUGUCUCGCCAAGCUGCGAGAGGAACUGGAUGAGGUCUUGGACGAGGAUGAGGUUGUCGCCCCUUAUGGAAAGGUCAAGCACCUACCUUAUCUCAGGGCAUGCAUAGAUGAGAGUCUUCGAAUGAUGCCACCUAUUGUCUUCGGACUCCCUCGCCGAACCCCUAUGGAAGGAACCUCCAUACUUGACAACUAUGUUGCUCCCGACACAUCAGUCAGCAUCUCAUCCUAUGUGAUGCAUCACCAAGAGUCUGUGUUCAAGGACAAUCAAACCUACAAGCCCGAGAGAUGGCUGGGCGAAGAGGGCAAGGCCCUCCAGCCAUACUUCAUUCCAUUCAGCACCGGUGCACGGGGUUGCAUUGGCCGGAACAUCAGCUACCUAGAGCAAACGGUUCUCGUUGCUUCAUUGAUCCACCGAUACGAGUUUGCUUUGCCGCACCCUGAUUGGAACCCUCCAGUCCGUGAGAACUCAAACUUUACCCCUGGCCCUAUGCCCCUGAAGCUUUGGAGACGAGCCCCUGCUGUCGUUGCUUAG
This is a messenger RNA of Penicillium olsonii, 1554 nucleotides long. NCBI's taxonomy places the organism in Eukaryota, Fungi, Ascomycota, Eurotiomycetes, Eurotiales, Aspergillaceae. The record is from the annotation of a GenBank genome assembly.